AUGCCCCAUGCUGCGCAUGACGGACUCUCCUUCGUCCCUGGUAGCCCUUUGGAGGUUGCACGCGGUGCGCUGCUGCCAAAGAUCCUCAUCGUAGCUCAGGGGGAGGCUGUGCUGAAGAAGCCAUUCAAGUCUCCGCACCCCGGCGCCCCCGCCAAGUCGAAUAUCGAGCUGCCGCCUGGCAUAGAGCCUCUGAUUCUGUGGACCCCGGCCGAGGGGCAGGAGGGCACCCCCGUGGAAGUUGACCCGAUGCUGACUCGCUGGCUCCGACCCCACCAGCGUGAGGGCGUGGCCUUCAUGUUUGAGUGCGUCACCGGCCUCAGGCCCUUUGAUGGCCAAGGCUGCAUCCUGGCCGACGACAUGGGGCUGGGCAAGACGCUGCAGGGCAUUGGCCUGCUGUGGACCCUGCUGCACGCCCGGGCCCCCGCCCUGGGGGGCACCCCCGUGGCCAAGCGCGCCAUCAUCUGCUGCCCCACCAGCCUGGUGGCCAACUGGGACUCGGAGUGCAGCAAGUGGCUGGACGGGCGGGUCAGGACGCUGCCCCUGGCCGAGAGCUCGCGGGAAGAUGUCAUCGCGGGGGUGAACUCCUUCCUCCACCCCAAUCACAUCCACCAGGUGAUGAUCGUGUCGUACGAGACUUUCCGGCUGCAUGCGGAGCGUUUCAGGGAGGCGGGCACCUGCGACCUGCUCAUCUGCGACGAGGCGCACCGCCUCAAGAACGACGCCACCCUGACCAACCGGGCGCUGGGUGCCAUGGCCUGCCGCCGCCGCGUCCUGCUGUCCGGCACGCCGCUCCAGAACAAGCUGGACGAGUUUUACGCCAUGGUGGACUUCUGCAACCCUGGGGUGCUGGGAGGUGCUGGCGCGUUCCGGCGCUAUUUUGAGGGGCCCAUCCUGGCGGGCAGGGAGCCUGACGCCAGCGACGCUGAGGUGGAGGCCGGCGCCUCACGCACCGCCGAGCUUUCCUCCAUCGUCAACCACUUCAUCCUGCGACGCACCAACACGCUGCUCUCCGCCCACCUCCCACCCAAGGUGGUGGAGGUGGUGUGCUGCAGCAUGACCCCCCUCCAGGCCUCCCUGUACACCCAUUUCCUCGACUCCAAGGCUGCGGCAGCGCUCUUCACCUCCCAGCGUGCCGCCAGGGUCCUCAGCGCCAUCACCUCACUCAAGAAGCUGCUCAGCCACCCCAAGCUCAUUUAUGACACGCUGCAUGCGCCCGGGGCAAAGGGGGGCGAAGCCGAUGGCUUUGCGGGUGCCGGUGCCUUCUUUCCCCCGGGCCUGUUUGAUGACGGACGACCGGGGCGGGGUUCCAUGCCCCUGGGUUGGGAGCACCUCUCUGGGAAAUUCUCCGUGCUGGCAAAGCUCCUGGAUGUGCUGCGGCGGCUGACGACCGAUCGUAUCGUCGUUGUCUCCAACUAUACACAGACCCUGGAUCUUGUGGGACAGCUGUGCCGUGAGCGGGGCUACCCCUUCCUGCGCCUGGAUGGUUCCACAACCAUCAACAAGCGACAGAAGCUGGUAAAGGCCUUUUGUGAUCCUACUGAGGACCACUUUGUGUUCCUCCUCUCCUCCAAAGCUGGCGGAUGUGGGCUGAACCUCAUCGGCGGCAAUCGCCUCGUGUACGUGUACCGCUUCCUGACCACGGGCACCAUUGAGGAGAAGGUGUACCAGCGCCAGCUGUCCAAGGAGGGCCUGCAGCAGGAGCUGCGGGACCUGUUCACGCACGACGCCGCCACGUUGUCCAGCACCUACGACGCCGUCUGCGCCAAGAAGAAGGCCGGCACAGGCGGAGGGGGCGCCCGUCUUGCAGUGGGCGGCGCGGCCCAAGCCCCGCAGCGCGCCGGCGCCGGACCCGUGGGCCACCCUCCCGAGGAGGACCUGGGGUCCUGGGCGCACCACCGCAGCGUGCACAGCGUGCCCGACCCCGCGCUGCGCGAGGCCGGCGGCGAGCACGUGUCCUUCGUCUUCGCGCUGGAUGUGGCGGGGCGGGACAUCGGGCCCGAGGCCCCGUUGGCCCCCGUGGCGCGGCGCCCGGGCUCGGGGGCCGCGCCCUGGGGCGGGCGGGCGGGGCCGGGCCGGAGCGCGGCGCCGCGGCCCGCGCUGGACGGCGACAAGGAGAACCUGGGGGUGCCGGGGAAGGUGGCUGCCGCGGGGAGCACCGCGCUGGACGCCAGGGGCCUCAAGCCGACCAUGCCCCGACCCAUGAUCGGGCGGCCCAGCGGCCAGACCUUCUCCUUGCCCAAGCGCAUACGAGCAGGCCCGCCCGACCUCAAACCUGGCGGCGAGCCCCAGGCCCGGCCGCCAGUCCCCUCGCUUGCUGACAUGGACGAUGACGAUGCCUUCCUGUGA
Auxenochlorella protothecoides is the source of this 2346-nucleotide messenger RNA. RefSeq names its product DNA repair and recombination protein RAD54-like protein. NCBI's taxonomy places the organism in Eukaryota, Viridiplantae, Chlorophyta, Trebouxiophyceae, Chlorellales, Chlorellaceae. The transcript is spliced from 16 exons. The record is from RefSeq and is a predicted model, not a curated record. The coding region runs from base 1 to 2346 and encodes 781 amino acids. Gene Ontology annotation, biological process: double-strand break repair via synthesis-dependent strand annealing; reciprocal meiotic recombination. Gene Ontology annotation, cellular component: nucleus. Gene Ontology annotation, molecular function: DNA translocase activity; ATP binding; ATP-dependent chromatin remodeler activity.